Messenger RNA from Symbiodinium necroappetens, 2322 nucleotides. NCBI's taxonomy places the organism in Eukaryota, Dinophyceae, Suessiales, Symbiodiniaceae. The record is from the annotation of a GenBank genome assembly.
AUGCACCCAAGGUGCGUCCCAAUCUCGCGAACAUGCGACGGCGUGCAGGAUUGCCCUGGCGGAGAGGAUGAGGAAGGCUGUCCGUCCUUGCCAGAGUCAGACGACAGCAACUCCUCUGAGAAUGCGACCUGGGUGGCUGCGGUGGGUCUCCUAGAUCAGAACUUCGCUAGACUGGGUGAUUGCCACGCAAGUUAUGGCAUUCUCCGCUUGAUCGAUGAUCGAUGCAGAAGCAUUGAGGGUGCCAUCGAAGCAGAGCGAACCAGUGCUAUCAACAACCGUGGUGACAGGCAACGAUACUUCCACAGUGGCGCGGACACCAUACUCAAAAUGGGAGACUCUGACCCUCACCUUGCCCAGAUCUGGGGGUCUCAGGUCUUCUUCGACUCCACAGAGAUCAAGUGCGCGAAGCUGGCGCAGCCGGACGGCGUGGUCACGCCGGAAGUUCAGCUGAUGGCUUGUUCGCUGGAGGCAGUCACUCCUCAGGUGCUGGACGUGGCCAAGGCAAACGGCAGCAACGUGCCUUCGCCCCUUCGAAAGCCAUCUUCAAACUGUGUGUACAUGGCGACAAUCAAGACCAACGCUACUCCAAUCGACGUGGGGAAUCCGACCUUCAUGCGGACGGAGGUGGACAAUGCCAAUGGCCAGGUUUCCUUCGGCGCCCUGCGCUGUGCCGUGGGGCCCAACCUGAAGAAUCACGAGAUCAUUGGCUUGGCGACGGCAGAGAUGGCGUACAAUGCGGACAACACUUCCAAAGUAGUGAAGUGCUACUGCAUGCAGCGCAUGUACCUCGAGCCAGAGGUGUUCUUGGCGCUCGCUGCAACGGACAAGCGGGCUACGAUGUGCGCAGAGUACAUCGGCAUCUCGCAGGGCAACUAUCACCGAUCCUGGAUACGUGUCGGCAUCAUCGUCCUCUUUAACGAGCUUUUUGAGGCGCUUAUACGCGGGACCUCCACUUCCGUGCGCUACAAGGAUGAGACUACGAGGCUCGUGCGACACUUCAGGAACCUUUUCUGGUUUUGGUUGCUGAACUCUGCCCUGAUCCCGGCCUUCGUUAGCUGCACCAUCCCAGCCUUCUGGGGUUGGCUCCUUCGAACCCUGGAGAUUGAGGGCACGGACGUAGGUGGAAUGUCCAUGCGGGAAUGGCAUGGUUGGGUGGGAUGCGUCAUCACACUCGUCAUGGGCAUCCGCGUGGUGAUCCCUCAGGUGCCCGACCUGGUGGCAAUCGGGUGCCGUCGCUGCAGCCGCUGGCGCAAGGCCCGAAAGACGAUCGGCCAGGAGGACCUGAAGAACCUCUACGUGAAUCCAGAGUUCCGGCUGGCAGAAGGUUUCGCAGAGACUGCGGUCACUGCGAGCCUUGCCAUGAUCUUCGGCCCGGCGCUACCGCUGCUGAAUGUUCUCGCUGCUGCUUCUUGCUUCACCCGUUAUUUGGUCGACUGGUACGUGUUCCUACGCCACUCCCGACGACCUCCCAUGUUCGACGAGACGAUUGCGCGUGUAUGCGUGGACCAUUUGCUGCUCGGAUUGGUUCUCCGCUCCGCUGCCAGCAUCCUGGUGUGGGUGGAUCCGAUCCUCUUCGUGUCAGAUGUGGCAGGAUGCAGCUUUUCUGAAGACGAUGUCAACACCUUCAGGGAAAAGUACUUCAUGGAGAACUUCCGGAUGUUCGAGCUGUUCGUCAACCCAACCUGCAAUCCGACGGCUUGGUUCUUCGGCUUCCUCCCGGGACUCUCCGCGGUCGGCUGCCUGCUGGUUUUGCCCAACCUCACCAUCUUGAGGUCGCUGUUGCUCGUGCUGUGCAGACGGUGCAGGUCAAAGACCGGCUACCUCUACGAUGACGUCGUCCAGGCACGGAUGCAGCGCAAGCUGGUGCCUUCCUAUCAGCCCAGAGUCCAUCCAGCAUACCAGUCUGCCUUCAAGCUGAUGGACUUGACUGCCAACUUCAAUGAGCAGGGGCUCAGUGAUAGCUCGGAAAGUCGAGCUUCGACGGACCUGGCAUCAGAAGAAGGCGAGGAGCAGGAAGACAACACUCUGGCGGCGAGCAUCUUCGGGAAGGAGUAUGAGAGCAUGGAGUACUUCCAGCGAGAGAAAGCUGAGAAGAAAGCGAGGAAGAAGGAGAAGAAGGAGAAGGGCGGGGGAGACGAGAAGAAGCAUAAGAAGAGAAGGAAGAGCAAGAGCACAGACCCCUUCAUGGAUGACGAGGUCAAUCCGUACGAUGCCGGCGCAAAUGACAAGCACAAGAAGAAGAAAAAGAAGGAUAAAGGGAGCAAGAAGGACGAGGCACAGUUUUCUGAAGCAAAGGAUCUGGCCGGCAUUAUCGACUUCUGA